Molecule: messenger RNA, 961 nt
Organism: Punica granatum (pomegranate)
Lineage: Eukaryota; Viridiplantae; Streptophyta; Magnoliopsida; Myrtales; Lythraceae
Source: RefSeq, a predicted model, not a curated record
AAAAAAUCUUCAUUGGAAGAGAAUUUGAAAAAGAAAAAUAAAUAGGCAAGGCCAGGAACAGAGGCUCACUUUUCAGUCAGAGAAAGGAGACUGCCGCGGAGCACGGCGUCUCCUCCUCCUCGUCACCGGACUUCUCCGUAUUGUCUAUUCUCUCAGCUUGUGAAAAUGAUUUUCUUAUUCUGGACUCGACCAUCUCCUCGGGAGCAAAAGACUUGCAUAACCAAGUCUGGCCCCUUAAAUUAUGAUGCCAAGUAUCAAGGUGCCACCGCAAAACCCCUGCUGACCCUCAAAGAAGAUACGAAUCUCUCAAAGGAUGGUUUCUUACUCAAUCAUGCCCGUGUAUUAGUUGGUUCUGGUAUUGAUACCUAUGAAAAGGGCAAGCUCGCCCUCCAGGAUUGGAGGCAUUUCGGAAUGAAUUGGGCUUUCGUUGAUCCCAACACUCCAAUACAGGAGGGGGUGAAGUUCUGUGCCUGCACAAAGGUGUUUUUGCCGUGGGUCGUUAUGCCUCUUGAGGUUCUGUAUGUAAACGAUAACCGAAACCCCAAGAAGGGUGUAGCGUCUUUUAGCUUCGGGAGUGGCACACUUCGAGGUCAUCUGCUGGCUGGGGAAGAACGGUUCUCGGUCGAGCUCGACGACAACAAUCAAGUGUGGUACGAAGUACUCUCCUUCUCAAAACCUGCACACUUCCUGUCUCUCCUCGGGUACCCUUACAUAAAGCUCAGGCAGAAGUUCUUCGCCCAUCAAUCUACCAAUGCAGUCUUGAAACAUUUGACAGCUCCUUAAGUUUCACCCUGCAUCUGACAGUUGGCUCAGUUAUCUUUAGUAGCAAGGUCCAGAAAUUGGUUUCUUGUGAAUCAUAUCUAUGUGAAUCCCUUUUUUGGUUUUAAAUCCUUGGUCUCCUUAUCAAGAUCGGUGUACUUUUUCUUGUUGUGGAAAUGGUUUGCUUGUGCACGCUACUUCA